CGCAGUAGUGAUUUGUAGUUUGAUUGCUGGAAGGGGAGCAUCACAAGGCUGUAGUCGUUAGUCCAUCAAGCUCGUUGAAAACCUCAAUAUCUCCGCUCUAAAACCAAUCCAUACAUCAUGAAUGGUAUAAGUACAGCAUCAACGACUCCUCUAUCAAGGGCUAUUCCUUCCAGACGGAUCCCAGUUCACGAUCCUUCGCAAAUGCCCAUGGAUUACAGCACGACUCCCGGAGGAACCAUAUAUUCCACAACUCCUGGAGGUACAAGGAUUAUCUAUGAUCGUAAAUUCCUGAUGGAAUUGAGAAAUUCACCAUUGUCAAAUACUCCACCAGCCAACCUCCCGUUUAUCCCUGGAGUGACAAGUGAAGAUAAUGCWAAACCUGAAGAAAACGUAAAACCGGCAUCACUACCGGAGCGAAAGCCUGAUUCAGGAGACGAACCUCAGUUUCAAAUGGAAAUAUAACRACAGAGACCAAAGACCACCCUCAUGCCGCAACAAGAGUUUACAAGUAUUCGUACAGGUCAACUUAUGUUAGGCAUAAGUUAGUAAGUUCUUAUCCCUCUGUCGUCAGGGUGUAUAUAUGUAACAAGCGUGAAUUAAAACCCUAUAUGGCCUUAGCGCAUGAAGAAAUGAUUCACAUGUCCAAAGUCUUAUGUUCCAAGCAUGUGUGGGCGUCACAUCCAAAUGAUUCCAUCCAACACCUAGAAGAUCUUUUUCAUUCAAGUUUUAWAUUGCCAUGCACAGAUUGAAAUAAAAGAUGGCUAGAUUAACACAAGAGAGAGUCUUGGCACGACUAGUCUCUAGUUUUUGAUCUUUAUUUAAAGCAUCUUAACGAUGCAUUGGUGUCCAAUAUCUUUUGCAUGUAUGGCAUUUGUUUUUAUCAUGAUAAUAUUGAACUCUAUUAUCACACCUAAUAUUAUUCCAGAUGAAGUGAAAAACAAGGAAAAAAAUAAUCAAAAAUAUAUGUAAAAGAACUUGAAUUUGACCUAUCAGUUUGCAAAGUUGAUGAAAAUGGAUUGCAAUUUUUCCCCAAAAAUAUUUUCAACUCAUAUUGCAUUAAUAUUGGAUACCUUUAAACGUUAAAAUUUUCUUUCAACUUUAUUCUUUUCUUUCUUGCGAACAUGUAAGAUAAUUCAGUGUUUUCCAGUAAUCAGUUUUUCAUAUUUUGUUUCUUCAAAUGCCUUGGCCAUGAAAGUGUACUUUUGGUCUUUUUGCUGAUGUAGCAUUGCGAAACGAGUAGUUAGGCAAACCUAAUCUCCAUCUAUUUUUGCUGUAAUUAGGCUUAAAACGAUUCAAAAUGAUAAAAAAAAUAAWAAUGAAUUAUUCCAA
This is a messenger RNA of Actinia tenebrosa (Australian red waratah sea anemone), 1329 nucleotides long. RefSeq names its product eukaryotic translation initiation factor 4E-binding protein 1. Gene Ontology annotation, molecular function: eukaryotic initiation factor 4E binding. Gene Ontology annotation, cellular component: cytoplasm. The record is from RefSeq and is a predicted model, not a curated record. NCBI's taxonomy places the organism in Eukaryota, Metazoa, Cnidaria, Anthozoa, Actiniaria, Actiniidae. Gene Ontology annotation, biological process: negative regulation of translational initiation.